CGGAAAUGAAUCAGUACUCGAAUCCGACCCAAAACCGAACGCGCAGGCUUAAUUCAGAUCGUACCCAAACCACAACAACACGAUAGCCGUCUUCCUCCGACGCAAAAAUAACGCCUUCUCUUACAUCCUUCAAUCACUUUUUAUAUCAGGUAAUCGAAAGUUUCUGAAAAUCUCCGAAGAAGACAAAAUGAGACAAGGGUCUUCAUGCUCUGAAGAAGUCUGCUUCGACUUGUUGAAUCAGUUGGAGCAUCUUCUUGAAUCUGACCCUCUCAUUGAUGAAGUUGGGUUUAUUCACCCCUCACAGUUCACACUGCUGGAUAAAGAAUCAGGAUCCGUUGCUGACGGAAGCUCAACAAGUUUCUGGAAUCAAGAUCAUAAACUGGGAAUAUCAACUGAUAUACUUAUCCAAUUAUGUAAAGAUGCAAAACAUGCCUUCCUGUCUGCAUUUAAGGAGUACAAAUGCCUUGAAAACGCAUCUACUUGUGAGUCCCCAACCAAAAACAUCUCCUCAUCUGGGAUCUCUUCUUGUUCCCUUGAGAGCAGAGUCAUGAAACAUAGCCAAGCUCUGUUGCUGUUAAGCUCAGACUUUGGAACUGCAUGGAACGCCAGGAAGUUGAUCUUGUCCAAACAAGAUCAACCCUUGGAGGCAUUCACGGAAGAACUUCGUUUUUCUAGGCUCCUUCUUUCUAACUCUCCAAAGAGUGAGCCAACAUGGAGUCACAGAAGAUGGAUAAUUAAGAUGCUUUCCCGGAGUUUUUCAGCAUCACAAGAGAUUAUCACCAAAGAGUCUGAGCUAGUGGAAUCAAUAGGCGAGAGAUCAAAGAUGAACUACCGUGCAUGGUAUCACCGCUGCUGGUUGGUUUCCUACAUGACAACAGAGCAGGUGCUACAAGAGUUGAAAAAAUCUAAAAGGUGGGCAGGGCUGCAUGUAGCCGAUAGUUCUUGCUUUCAUUACCGCAGACGGCUGAUGCUCAGGGUUUUGGAGACACAUAAUGUGGAAGGAAGCAACGCUUAUGAUAAAACUGAGGCACAUAAGAUCUGGAAGGAAGAGCUUGAUUGGAACAAAGAGUUGGUGGCACGUUACUUGGGCCGAGAGGCACUAUGGCUUCACCGGCGAUUCCUCUCUCUUACUUGGAUAAUGCAUUUCGGACGCAACCAGUCAUCUGAAACCGGACAGCGCAUGGUCAUGAAUGAAGAAAUUGUCACCUUCAUUGAUAAAGAGAUCCAUCUUCUAGAAUCUUCUAUGACCGUUCCAGAUACCAAGUUUGAAGAUUUUCAAGCUCAAGCAUUGCAUGCUGCUGUCUACAUGCUAUGGCUGACAAAAAAUGUUCCAGAGAUGUGGAGAAUGCUUGAGGAGAAGCUUGGAACAGAGAAAAUCAAGUGUAUACUGAACACAGUUGCUCAAGAGAGACCCUCCUCGCUUUUGCACCAACUAGAUAUUUUUGCAGCUGAUCUUGAGUAUUGAUCAAUAUGUUAACCGUUGUUGGAAUAGCAUGAUUAACCCCAGUCUCUUAUUUGGAUUCUUAACUCACGAUUUGACACAAUUUUUUUUUAUUAUAAUUUUUUACAUUUUUCGGCUAAGAAACAUUUUUUUAGUUAAAA
Messenger RNA from Brassica napus (rape), 1602 nucleotides. RefSeq lists its product as uncharacterized. Gene Ontology annotation, biological process: protein geranylgeranylation; protein farnesylation. Gene Ontology annotation, molecular function: protein farnesyltransferase activity; CAAX-protein geranylgeranyltransferase activity. Gene Ontology annotation, cellular component: CAAX-protein geranylgeranyltransferase complex; protein farnesyltransferase complex; cytoplasm. The coding region runs from base 188 to 1465 and encodes 425 amino acids. The record is from RefSeq and is a predicted model, not a curated record. NCBI's taxonomy places the organism in Eukaryota, Viridiplantae, Streptophyta, Magnoliopsida, Brassicales, Brassicaceae. The transcript has 10 exons.